AGUUGUCAUUAUCAUAUUAUGAACUGCUCGUUAUCUUCAGGAGCGAAUGGAGAAUCAUCGCAAAGCAAUAGCCGGGGACCUGAUAUCGAGUUUGAAGAAAUCUUUGGUGGUGAUGAUGCUCCUGCCGAAGAAGAAGAGGAGGAAGAAGGGGAAAACCUCUUUGGCGAAAAUAUGGAGAGAGACUAUCGCCCUCAGCCUGAGUUAGAUGUGUACUCGGGGUCUGGUUUGGAUGAUGACUCUGAGUUGCAAGAGUUAUCUCCUGCAGCUCGUCGAGAAGCAGAAAUGGAGAUGGACCGGCGCGAUAAUGUUGCUGAUGAUCUAGGCUUGUUUUAUGAACAGGAUGAUGAGCGUGAGACACGGAGCAGGCGCAGAAGAUUUGGACGACGGGAAGAGGAUAUAGGUGAAAUGCCAAUGGAGGAGGAGGAAAUGCCUAUUGACAUAUUAGAGAAUAUGAGGGGAAGAUCCACUCGUGACCACGUUAAGGACGAAGCUGUUGGCAAGGAAAUUGAAAGACGUUUUAAUAGUUUUCUCCGUGCCUACAAGGACCCUGAAACUAAGAAGCUGAAAUACAUCGAAGCUAUAAAACUAAUGGUAGCUGACAAUCGGGAAUCGUUAAUUGUUGACUAUGAUGAUUUAGCACAAGAAACUGGAGAGCAAAAUAUUUGCUAUUUCUUGCCAGAAGCUCCAGCUCCUGUCCUUUCUCGCUUGGAUCGUGCAGCCACGGACGUUGUUUUAAUGAUGUAUCCGUAUUACACUCGUAUCACUCCUGAGAUAAAGGUUCGCAUUCGCGGUCUGCCGGUCGAGGAAGAAAUCCGGAUGUUGAGACAGGCGCAUUUGAAUAUGCUAAUCAAAGUAACUGGCGUGAUGACAAUUACUACAGGUAUUCUGCCGCAGCUCUCCAUUGUUAAGUUUGAUUGUACCUCUUGCGGCUACCUGCUGGGACCAUUUUUACAACGGGAAGAUGAGGAAGUGAAGCCAUCGACAUGCCCAUCUUGUCAGAGUAGAGGACCGUUUGAACUAAACAUGGAAGAAACAAUAUAUCGUAAUUAUCAGCGUAUAACUAUACAAGAGGCCCCAAACACCAUAGCCGCUGGGCGUCUUCCUCGAAGUAAAGACGUGGUUCUGACUGGCGAUCUUUGCGAUUCUUGUAAACCAGGAGAAGAGAUAACAGUAACUGGCAUAUAUAAGCUCGUCCUUGACAUGUCAUUGAACAACAAACAAGGGUUUCCGGUCUUUAACACUAUUAUUGAAGCUAAUCAUAUAGACAAGAAAGAUGGUAUUGUAUCAGACAGUCUCACCGAUACAGACAUUGAGGCUAUACGAGACUUAUCAAAGGACAGCUCCAUUUCUGAGAGAAUUUUUGCAAGCAUAGCGCCUUCUAUAUACGGACACAAAGAUAUUAAACGUGCUAUUGCUUUAGCGCUUUUCGGUGGUGAGCACAAGGACCCUAAACAGAAACACAAGCUUCGAGGAGAUAUCAAUGUGUUGCUGUGUGGUGAUCCGGGUACCGCAAAGUCACAGUUCCUAAGAUAUGCUUCUCAUAUUGCUCCCCGUGCUGUAUUAACUACAGGACAAGGGGCUUCUGCUGUUGGUCUAACUGCGUACGUUCAGCGCCAUCCUGUGACAAAGGAAUGGACACUUGAGGCUGGAGCAAUGGUUCUCGCGGAUAAAGGGGUCUGUCUCAUUGAUGAGUUCGACAAGAUGAAUGACCAGGACAGAACAUCUAUACACGAGGCAAUGGAACAGCAGUCGAUCUCGAUAUCGAAAGCUGGGAUAGUGACUUCUUUGCAGGCGAGAUGUACUGUAAUCGCUGCAGCAAACCCAAGUGGAGGCAGAUACGACCCGUCUCGGACAUUUUCGGAUAACGUUGAUCUCACCGAACCAAUCUUGAGCCGUUUCGAUGUUCUCUGUGUUGUUAGAGAUAUUGUUGAUUCGGUAGAAGAUGAAAGACUUGCCAAAUUCGUUGUAAGUAGUCAUCGGAAACUACACCCUAACGCGCUUGCUAGGAACUUAGAUAAUGAUGACACAAAUACGAAAGGGAAAGAAUUUGAUGUGGAACUAAUCCCACAGGAUCUACUCCGGAAAUAUAUAAUUUAUGCCAGGGAACGUGUUCAUCCAAAAUUGGAGUUGGUGUCACACGAAAAAAUAACGAAACUCUACACUGAGCUGAGAAAGCAGUCAAAGUCUACUGGAGCAGUUGCGGUCACAGUGCGACAGAUUGAGUCUCUAGUGCGUCUUGCUGAAGCGCAUGCCAAACUACAUCUUCGGAAUUAUGUUUGCGAAGAUGAUGUUGACGUUGCAAUAUCGGUGAUGCUGGAGUCAUUCAUCAGUACACAGAAAGCGAACACUGUUAGAUUCAUGAGAAAAGUAUUUUCAAAAUACUUAAAUGCUAAUCGUGACAACAACGAGCUUUUGCUGUUCUUGUUGAAACAACUUGUGCGAGACCAGCUCAGAUAUGAGCAGGCUCGUGGCCAGGGGUCUGAAGUUUCAGCUGUUGCAGUUCCAGAAGAAGACUUCGUUGACAGAGCUCGGCGGAUGCGUAUUGAGAAUGUUAAGAACUUCUAUCGGUCUCCUGUCUUUGUUUCGAAUCAUUUUAUGUACGAUUCUGCCCGAAAAGUCAUUGUUCAACAGUUUUUCUGA
Enterobius vermicularis (human pinworm) is the source of this 2640-nucleotide messenger RNA. NCBI's taxonomy places the organism in Eukaryota, Metazoa, Nematoda, Chromadorea, Rhabditida, Oxyuridae. The record is from the annotation of a GenBank genome assembly.